This is a messenger RNA of Euleptes europaea (tarantolino), 1056 nucleotides long. It is a transcript of the gene ARMC12, whose product is annotated as armadillo repeat containing 12. The transcript has 6 exons. The record is from RefSeq and is a predicted model, not a curated record. Gene Ontology annotation, cellular component: nucleus. Bases 1 to 1056 code for a protein of 351 amino acids. Lineage: Eukaryota; Metazoa; Chordata; Lepidosauria; Squamata; Sphaerodactylidae.
AUGAAGUACCUAGACAUGGUAACCCCAAAAAACGUGGUAACUGCGGCUACAGCAGCUGGCACAGUCUACCUGGUGGCUAAGACCAUCAUGGCAGGGAUCAAGAGCCCUCCCUACAACCCAAAGCCACUUCCCUUAGCCAGACUUGCCAUAGAGCACCAGGCUCCAAAUGUGACUGUGGGGGACUCUGGAGAGCUCAGGGGACUCCUGCUUUCCCUCAAUCCAAGCCUAGAUGACUAUGCCAAGAAAAUGAUUUUCCAUGGCAUCACACGGUGUGUUUACCUUCUAGACAACGAGGCAACUGCCUGUACCUGCGACGACAUCGUACUAGUGGCCUCAUUCCUGGAUGAUGAAGACAUGGGCAUCAAGAUUCAGGCGCUCAAUGCCCUCAAGGCCUUUGCUGGCAUCUUGAAGUUCAAAAUCAAAAUUCAGGAAUUUGUCCCCCAAAUUCUUGAAAUGAUCGCCAACUUCUGGGAUAACGAUAUGCACAUUGCUGGGUUGAGGCUGCUGAAUGGACUGCAGCUACCGGUUCAAACUCAUUCGCUGCUCAAAAAGCUUCUGCCUUCUUUGAUGGACAUCCUGCAGCUAGGGAGCCCUGUGGCCAAGGUGCAGGUUCUAAAGUUUCUUAGCACGCUAGCCCAAAAGGAAGAUCUAUUGUAUGACAUCAUGAACUGCCAGGUGCACGCUGACUUCUUGACCCUCUUCCAACCUUACCAUCCUGGAAACCUCCUCUUUGAAAUGCUGGUGUUUGUGGAACGGCUAAGCGAGGGACGUCUGACUCCCCACUAUCAGUCAGUGAACUGGCAGUACAAUGAGUUGUCCCUUCAUGAGGUCCUCUUUGGAGAAGACUCCCGUCUGUCUGACCGCCUUCUCUCCCUUAUCAUUCACCCUGAGGAAGAGGUGCAAAUACAGGCCUGCAGGGUCAUCUUGAAACUCCAGCUUAGUGAUGGCACAGAGAUAGCUGCUGCUGGUGAAACUGGUUCUAGACUCAGUAGCUUCCUCUUUGACUCUGUUGGCAACAUCACUGUAGCUGAAUCCACAUUGAUGUCUGAGUGUUGA